AUGGAGACUGUUCGUAGAAUUCAAACCACAACGCCCACGCUUGAUUUCGAUGUUCUCACCAAAGCGUUGCCCAAAAGAGCGCGCCGCACUUUGGUGCUCACUUUGCUUUUCCUCCUGACCCUCGUAUUUGUUUCUUUAAGUAAUAGACCUCUGGUCCUCAAGGCAGCAUACCUGGUGCGCUACACAAGAGAUCACACUUCCGCCAAUGGCACGGGGCUGUGGCAGGACUAUCGUGAGUGGCUCGAGUCGCUCGCAAAUGAUAAAACAUAUACUGGUGCUUAUCAUCAGAUUCCCUUUGCAGAAGAGUCUUUCUUUGACCUGCUGUCCAAUCUCGUAGGAACGCUCCAUUUCGCUGUGGACCACCAAUUCCAGCGCCAGCCCUAUGUGAGUAAUGGCUACAUCGGCGCGCGCAUUCCCAAUUUGGGCCAUGGCUUUGCGAUGGAUACGCCGCUCUCCAAUGACUCUGAGGCAAAUAAUACGCUGAAUGGCUGGCCAUUGUUCGACCAGCGCUUCGCCGGAGCCUUUGUAGCCGGCUUCUACAAUCUCCAAGCGAACACCACGAAGACUAAUUUCCCUUGGCUCUUACAGUAUGGAGGAGAAAGUGUCAUUAGUGUGGUUCCUCAGUGGACGUAUCUUGCUCUCUCUAAGGAUAACUACACCUUGGAUCCAGCGCUUUCCCAAUCUGAUUGGGGCUCGAUUAGCGAGUACUCGCAGACGUUGUCUUUGAAUUCCGGACGAGUCCACACUCUGUUUCUCUGGUUGGACAAAUAUUACGUAGAGUAUGAAGUGAUGGCCAAUCGAGCCAUGUCCUCCUUGGGCACUGUCACUGUUUCAAUUACAAACCCUACAUCGGACGAGGUCGAAGUCAAUUUCUUGAACGCGCUUGAUUUCGAUACAUCUCUCCGGCUGAACCUCGUCAACCAAUCCUAUGACGGUAUGGGCAUAUAUCAAGUUUACAGUCCUGAGGGUGUUAUGGAUGCCUUCGGCGCUACCUACGCUACACUCACCUACGAUACACAAUUAGAGAUCUCCACCACCUGGGAUCAAACUGACACACAGGUCUUGCAAAAUGCAACUUUGAAAGUUCCUGCUGCCUCUAAGGUGGUUGUCAAUAAGUUGGUCGGAAUUCUUACGUCUGAUUUAGAUCCUCAAGUGUAUACAUCGGCGGACUCCGUGUUGGAAGCCGCCAGAACAGAAUGUCUCAGCCACAAGUCAUACUCGGACUUGGAAAGCUCGAAUGAUUCUGAAUGGCAAAAGCUUCUCGGCCAGUCGUUAUCUAUUGAAUUUCCCGAUGACCCAUUGUUGACUCUUACCUCCAGAGCCUCAAUUUAUCAUCUUUUAGCUAACACAAGACCUGAAGCUACCGGCGUUACUGCAGCACUAGGUGUGACUGGUCUUUCCUCUGAUUCAUAUGGAGGCAUGGUCUUUUGGGACACCGAUCUUUGGAUGCUGAGCGCUCUUUUGCCAUAUGCGCCUCUGCACUCUAGAAGUCUUGUAAACUACAGGCUCUUUACACAUGACCAAGCCAAGCAGAAUCUCUUGAGUCCUCUGAACACUUUGGAUAUAACUGAUGGUGCUGCUUAUCCCUGGACUAGUGGAAGAUAUGGUAACUGUACAGCAACGGGACCAUGCUUUGACUAUGAAUACCAUCUCAAUGCAGCUAUUGCCUUUUCGGCUUGGAAGCUCUAUUUGGAGGGAUCGGUAGGUGAUGAUUACCUCGAUUCUGUUGCCUUUCCUCUCAUUAGUGACGCUGCUUUGUUCUUCUCCCAAUAUGUGAAAUACAACGAUACCCUUGGGAAGUACGUUACAAAGAAUUUAACAGACCCGGAUGAAUAUGCUAAUCAUAUUGAUAAUGGAGCUUAUACAAAUGCGGCCAUAGUUUCCACCUUGAAUAUCGCCCAAGCAAUUUAUACCCACUUAGGGAAGACGCAACCAAAAGCAUUCGCAGACAUAGCUUCCAACAUCUAUAUCCCUCGCUCCGAGGACGAUGAAAACAUUAUCCUUGAAUAUUCGGGUAUGCCGGCUAGUGUUGAGGUGAAGCAAGCAGACGUUGUGAUGUUGACUUAUCCUUUGGAGUAUGGACUAGACGAAAUGGCGGCUAAGGAGAACAUGAAGUACUAUUCGAUGAAGCAAUCUUCAUUUGGUCCAGCUAUGACUUGGCCAAUAUUCUCGGCUGUUUCUUCUAUUGUCCUGGAUUCAGGUUGCUCCUCACAGUCGUACUUGCUUAAGGCUGUGAAGCCAUUCUUAAGAGGUCCAUAUGCGCAAUUUUCAGAGCAAAAUGAUGAUGACUUCAUUGCAAACAACGGCACUCAUCCAGCGUUUCCAUUCCUCACUGCUAGCGGAGGAUUUAUUCAAGCCGUGCAUGGGCUCUUUGGACUCAAAUACGAUUAUGACGUGCAAGACGGCAAAUUGGAUAGGUUCAUCAGAGUCGAUCCCGCCAAAUUAGCCAAUUUGCCCAAUGGUGUGUAUUUGGAUGGUAUUAAGUACAUGAACGUCACGUUGUCCAUGAAUCUAACGGAUAGCGGCUUGCAGGUCACGAACCAUGGUUUAGAGGAAGACAAACAGUCAUCUAAUACAACUGUUCGUAUCCAAACAAGCUCAAGAUUAGGAUCUCUCGACUACUAUGUUGGCCUGGGUGAGACUGUUGAUCUCUCAAUCUACAUCCCUGCUCAGAGUCUCAACAAUAGUUUGACUGAGUGUCGUAAUUCGAUUUUUAGCAACGUUACCCAGGGACUUGCCGGCGAUGUCCUUGCAUCUAUUAAUGAUGGUGACAAUUCGACUUAUUGGCAAGCUGAAACAGCAAACACGAGUAAAAUUCUCGUUGAUCUCCUUUACAAUAAAACAAUACGUGGUUGCAUGAUCAAUUGGGGUGAAAUGCCGCCAUCUUAUGUCACUAUCAAAACAACCACAAGUCAGUUCAAUACCCAAUACCCUUUUGUUGAUCUGACAGAUGCGCUUCUUUCACAAGUUUCAUUUUCGCCGGACGAUAAUAAAAUGAUGAACGAAACAGCAGCAUUUAAUGGUAUCUAUUCGGCAAACAUCACCAUAUCGGAACCAUAUGAUGAAGCAGAUUACGACAAAAUUAUUCCCCUUGAUUCGUACAACACUACAAACUUUGACUUUUCAAAUUCUAGCCAAAGUCGCUUUGUUCUCGUUGAGUUUGGAGGAUUGAUCACUCCGAAUAAAGUUGGAGGAGCAAAGAUUUAUGAUUUGAAUUUUACUUAA
Molecule: messenger RNA, 3225 nt
Organism: Australozyma saopauloensis
Lineage: Eukaryota; Fungi; Ascomycota; Pichiomycetes; Serinales; Metschnikowiaceae
Gene: ATC1
Product: alpha,alpha-trehalase
Exons: 1
Coding region: 1-3225 (1074 amino acids)
Biological process (GO): trehalose catabolic process
Cellular component (GO): fungal-type cell wall
Molecular function (GO): carbohydrate binding; alpha,alpha-trehalase activity
Source: RefSeq, a predicted model, not a curated record